This is a messenger RNA of Abrus precatorius (Indian licorice), 1157 nucleotides long. Its product is annotated as chaperone protein dnaJ 11, chloroplastic. The transcript has a single exon. The coding region runs from base 67 to 540 and encodes 157 amino acids. The record is from RefSeq and is a predicted model, not a curated record. Lineage: Eukaryota; Viridiplantae; Streptophyta; Magnoliopsida; Fabales; Fabaceae.
CUCGCAUUCUAUUCCCUAUUCCCUAUUCCCAAAUCGUAACUUCUCUUAACGACAUCGUCUCGCAACAUGCUUUCCUCCGUCUCCUUUCCGGCUUCUCUUCCCUCCCCAAAUCUUACCGGCAGCGCCUUGGCCUCACAGCCACGUCGCGUCAGAUCCCGACCAAUAGUCGCCUUUGCCACCGCUACAGCCACCGCCGAAGCUCGCUCUUCUUGGACGGAGCAACCGAGGCCUUCGUAUCUGAGCUCUUCUUGCUCAUCGCUCUACGAGGUUCUAGGCAUCCCCGCCGGCGCCUCCAACCAGGAAAUCAAGGCGGCGUACCGGCGAUUGGCCAGAGUUUGCCACCCGGACGUGGCAGCGAUUGACCGUAAAAACUCGUCGGCGGACGAGUUCAUGAAGAUUCACGCCGCGUACUCCACCCUCUCGGAUCCCGACAAGCGCGCCACAUACGAUCAGAGCCUAUUCCGGCGACGACAGCCGUUGUCGGCUUCUAUGUUUUCCGGUUACACCAGUCGGAACUGGGAAACGGAUCAGUGCUGGUAGUGAGUCAACUCGGUCGAGUGAACAGCUUAAUUAGAGUGUACAAGACAGAAGACGCGGUUAUUGAAGCGCCUUGCCUUGGAUUUAAUCUAUUAAUCACUAAUUAGUUAGUCAUUAGAGUUUGUAUUAUACUCCGUAUAUGUACAUAUACUCGUAGAUGUAGAAGCAGUUUACGGGUAAUUCACUGCGAAUUACAACUUCGAAAUCUGAUGAGUUUUCCAGUACACAAUAUACAGUAAAAAAGAACACAACUUGCUUGUACUUGGUAAUUGAUACUUGCCACUUGCCACUUGCCACUUGCAGAAACCUUUCUCCUUUCCUUGUAACAUACAUGAUUGAAUCAAAAUUGACAUCUGUUAUGGGCAAAUGCACAAUAUGUUCAUUUUCUUCUUUCAAUUUUUUACUUUUUUCCAUUUAAUUUAAAAUACAUGUAAGGUUCACUAAUAGGUAAUUGUCAAUCAUCUCAAGAAAGGGAAGGGCGUAAUUGAAUCGACAAAGUCUCUAUUGUUUUGUUUGUGGUGAUUGAGAUUUGUGAUGGUGAUUGGUUUAGGUAAGAGUUAACCUGAAGUGUAAACAAAGUUAAUUGCCUUUUUUUAAGCAAAAAAAUUAAGAUAUAUUAA